Molecule: messenger RNA, 1821 nt
Organism: Candida tropicalis MYA-3404
Lineage: Eukaryota; Fungi; Ascomycota; Pichiomycetes; Serinales; Debaryomycetaceae
Exons: 1
Coding region: 1-1821 (606 amino acids)
Source: RefSeq, a predicted model, not a curated record
AUGACUUCUGAAAACGUUAAAUACCGUUUACAGAGAAUUCAAACCCUUAAUGGUGAACAAGAAGUUACCUUGAAACAAGUCUGGGCAUACUUUUUGAAGUUCUACGGUUAUCCAAUUGAUAUUUCGGAUCAAGAUUUGGCUUAUAAACAAUGUUUUGUUGCUUCUACUUCAACUGCCAAUUUUGAUGAAUCACAAGCUAUUCCAACAUUAGGUUUAUCAAAGACAAACACUAGAGGUUCAAUUAAUUCUACAACAAGCACUGCAUCCAAAAAGAAGAGAGGUUUGUUUGGUUCCAAGAAAUCAUCCGCAUCGGCCAUGAAUGCCAGUGUCAGUAACCAACUGACUGGUACUCCACCAGCAAAUUCCAAAAGAAUGAUGCAAAUCCAAUCACAAUCAUCUUCAGAAAGAUAUGUCCCAGUAGACAGACCAAGUGAAGAAUUCUUUGCUAUCUAUGCUCACCAUUUCAAGGCAAGUUAUGAAUAUUCCGAUGAUUAUGACCCAAGUUUGGAUUCUGCUGUCGGUGGUGGUGGUUACUCCAAUGGUAAUGGAUACUAUGGAAAUGAUGAUGCUGCAUCAAUCAACUCUAUGGAAACUUUUGUUACUGCUUCUACUUCCUUAACUGAUUAUGAUGAUUUGCCAGCUCUGAUUUUUAAGAACAAUGGAAGAGCCAAUGGUAAUACAUAUGGUGGUAGAAUUGGUCACCCUGGUAAACAACAGCAGCAACAGCAGCAGCAAUACCAACAAUCAGGAUUCUCAUCAUCUGGAGGACGUUCUCUUCAUGAAGCUACCCUUAACUAUCCUGUUCAUGUCAAUACUGGCCGCAGUCCACUUACUUUCCUUAAUCAAUACAAUCCAAAGGAACAGCAUCAAGCUAUUUGCAGAGUUCCUCGUAACGAUUUAAUUGAUAAUCUUCUAUUACGUUUUAUCAGAGCAAGAAAGUGGGAUAGUGAAAGAGCCAUUGAGAUGAUGUCCAAAUCCUUGCAUUGGAGAAGUACUGAUUUCCCAGCUGAUAUCUGGGCCAUGGAAGGUGAUGCCCCAUCCUAUCUUAACGGAACUAAUAAAGGGUUUGUUCAUAAUUUCACCACUGAAAAAUCCUGGAUCAAAGGCAGAGAUAAGAACAAUAACCCAAUUUUCAUGUUUCAAGCCAAGAAGCAUUUCACUGCUGAUUCUCCAUUGGAACAAAACCAAAGAUAUGCCAUUGUUACUAUUGAAUGGGUUAGAUUGUUUUUAAGAGAAGUUAGUGAAUCUGUUGAUACUUGUACCAUUGUCUUUGAUUUGACUGGUUUCUCACUUAAGAAUGCCGAUUACUCCACCAUCAAGUUUUUGGCUGAUGUUUUUGAAGCCCAUUAUCCAGAAACUCUUGGUUUCAUUUUGAUUCACAAUGCUCCAUGGAUUUUCUCUACUGUUUGGAACAUCAUUAAAGGUUGGUUAGAUCCAGUUGUUGCCUCCAAGAUCCAUUUCACCAAAGAUUCUAAAGAAUUGUCUAAAUUCAUUGAUCCAACUUUGAUUCCAGAUUAUUUGGGUGGUGAAGAUACUACCCGUGGAUUCUAUCCAAUUCCUGAACCAAAAGACGAAUUUCCACCAAAACAAAAGGAUGCUGAAUUUGUUAGAUUAAGAAGAGAAAGGGAUGAAUUGUUUGUUAGAUUUGUUGAAACUACCAAGAGAUGGAUUGAAUCUACAAACCCUCAAGUAUCUGAAAAAUACUUGAGAGAUAAGAUUGAUUUAAAUGUGGCAAUCUCCAAAAAUUAUAUUCAAUUAGAUCCAUAUAUUAGAAAUGCAGGUAUUUAUGAUAGAGAUGGUACGUUGACUGUCGGUCAUUAG